Microbotryum saponariae is the source of this 670-nucleotide messenger RNA. NCBI's taxonomy places the organism in Eukaryota, Fungi, Basidiomycota, Microbotryomycetes, Microbotryales, Microbotryaceae. The record is from the annotation of a GenBank genome assembly.
AUGGUCAGUACCGCGUCCUUGCUUCCCGUUGACUAUGCAACUCUCGGCUCAUUUUCAUUCCCGCCCCGCCCUUCUCCUCCGCACCCAUACUCUUUACCUUCGUUCCCACUGUGCAGGCCGAAGUCAACCCCAAAGCUUUCCCCUUGGCCGAUGCCGCCCUCACCAACCAGAUCUUGGACUUGAUCCAGCAAGCCAGCCACUACAAGCAGGUCAGUUCGCAUACCCGCAGCGAAACGAGCGACGGCGCACAUCUCCCCCUACCAAGGCAUAGACAAUACUGACCACAAACAUGAAGGCCCACAGCUCAAGAAGGGAGCUAACGAAGCGACCAAGACCUUGAACCGCGGAAUCGCGCAAAUCAUCGUCAUGACCGCCGACACGGAGCCGAUCGAGAUCCUGUUGCAUCUCCCCCUCUUGUGCGAGGACAAGAACGUGCCUUACGUCUUUGUUCCCUCCAAGACGGCAUUGGGUCGCGCGUGCGGUGUCUCGAGGCCCGUCAUCGCUUGCUCCGUCACGACCAACGAAGCGAGGGAGUUGCAAGGCCAGAUCGAUACCAUCCGAGUCAGUCCGAGCGGGGCCCUCUGAAGCAUCUGUUGUCUGGUCAACCGAAUGCUAAACAUCCUCUUUCGUUCUUUGUCCACAGAACCAAAUUGAGCGUCUCCUCAUCUAA